UUAAUUUAUUUUUGUUUUGGCUUCAGACACAAACUCUGCUCAGUCCUUUUCCGGCGUCGCCUCAAUAUCAGUCUCUCUCUCUCUCUCUCUCUCUCUCCGCCAUGGAAGCUAGGCUUUUGCAGUCUUCAUCUUCGACUUGCUUCUUCUCCUCCGGUUCCUGUUCCAUCAAUCGACACCGCUUCUCAGCUAUUCCGUCGUCUCCGAAACCUCUCUCCGUCAGUUUCCCUCAGAAGACGAGAACAAGAACAAAUGGUGUAUUAAUGUCGAAGAAAGAUGACGGCAUUGAGAGUCUCAGUUACAAAGGCUCGGGUGUUGAUAUCGAUGCUGGUACUGAGCUCGUUAGAAGAAUCGCGAAGAUGGCUCCUGGAAUCGGCGGGUUCGGUGGUCUCUUUCCUUUAGGUGAUUCUUAUCUCGUAGCUGGGACCGAUGGUGUAGGGACUAAACUUAAGUUGGCCUUUGAGACUGGAAUCCACCACACCAUUGGAAUCGACUUGGUUGCUAUGAGUGUGAAUGAUAUUGUUACUUCUGGUGCGAAGCCUCUGUUUUUCCUUGAUUACUUUGCUACUAGCCGUCUCGAUGUAGACCUCGCAGAGAAGGUCAUUAAAGGGAUUGUUGAUGGUUGUGGGCAAUCAGACUGUGCUCUUCUAGGUGGAGAGACUGCAGAGAUGCCAGACUUUUACGCAGAGGGAGAGUACGAUCUCAGUGGGUUUGCAGUUGGGAUAGUGAAGAAAGAUUCUGUUAUAAACGGGAAAAACAUAGUCGCUGGAGAUGUCCUUAUUGGCCUCCCAUCUAGCGGUGUUCACUCCAAUGGCUUCUCUUUAGUAAGAAAAGUCGUGGCUCGAAGCGGUCUUUCGCUGAAAGAUGAGCUUCCAGGUGGAUCAACUACUCUUGGUGAAGCUUUAAUGGCACCCACUGUCAUUUACGUGAAGCAGGUACUUGACAUAAUCAGCAGAGGUGGAGUGAAAGGGAUAGCUCAUAUAACAGGUGGAGGUUUCACAGACAACAUCCCCCGGGUCUUCCCUGACGGUUUGGGUGCUGUUAUCCACACUGAUGCUUGGGAACUUCCACCAUUGUUCAAAUGGAUCCAACAGUCUGGGAGAAUAGAAGACAGUGAGAUGCGAAGGACGUUUAACCUGGGAAUAGGGAUGGUAAUGAUGGUUAGCCCAGAGGCGGCUUUGAGAAUACUUGGAGAAGCCAAGAAUGGAGACUAUGUUGCGCAUCGCAUUGGAGAGGUUAUAAACGGUGAAGGCGUAACUUAUCAAUAAGAAGAUCACGUUUGUGUUUUUAGCAACCACUAUUGUGUUCUCAAUAGGGACCCAUGCGAAUUGUGUUUCUGAGUUUGUGUAAGAGAAGAUAUGACCUCUUUGUUACCCAAGUUUCAAAUCCAUUUUUGUUAUCCUUGCA
Brassica oleracea var. oleracea is the source of this 1404-nucleotide messenger RNA. RefSeq names its product phosphoribosylformylglycinamidine cyclo-ligase, chloroplastic. Gene Ontology annotation, molecular function: phosphoribosylamine-glycine ligase activity; phosphoribosylformylglycinamidine cyclo-ligase activity. Gene Ontology annotation, biological process: adenine biosynthetic process; 'de novo' IMP biosynthetic process. The record is from RefSeq and is a predicted model, not a curated record. Gene Ontology annotation, cellular component: cytosol. The coding region runs from base 102 to 1265 and encodes 387 amino acids. The transcript has 9 exons. Lineage: Eukaryota; Viridiplantae; Streptophyta; Magnoliopsida; Brassicales; Brassicaceae.